Molecule: messenger RNA, 648 nt
Organism: Stylonychia lemnae
Lineage: Eukaryota; Ciliophora; Spirotrichea; Sporadotrichida; Oxytrichidae
Source: the annotation of a GenBank genome assembly
AUGGUGACUUGGAUAAAUAUCGAAAUUAUAAAAAAACUAGCCUCAUCUAGAGGCUAAGACAGAAUGAUAUCCAUCAAUUGCAAAGAUAAAGAUAAAAUCUAAACUUAGAUCAAGUGGCAAAUUUUGAUUUUGGAAUAAUUGAAAUCAAAAAAGAGAAGGAAUUCUACCAAAAUUCUUAAUAUCACAGAGUUAAAUUAAGCUGAGUUAGAUGAAUUAAGGUUAAAUGUUCCAUUAAGCUUCGAAAAGUUUCAAUACAAACUCUAACUCAGGAAAUAUAUAUUUGAAGUUAAGAUUAAGAAAGAUAUUAUCAGACUCAAUUAAAAUGAUCAUAAUAUUCCUCCAAUUAGAAUCAGAGAUGUAUUGAUAACAAUUCCUAAAGAGCCCUCUCCUGAUCCGUUUUAUUGCUCAGUAUGCUACGAGGAAUUUAGUGAGAGAAAGUAGGGUAAGGAUCCAAGAAAACUAAGAAAAUUACAUGCUCAAAAUGUGCAAAAACAGUUUGUUAUCAAUGCUAAACAGAAUGGCACAAAGGAAUAUCAUGCAAAACCAACAAAGAAGAAAUCUAUCGCAAGUGGGGACUAUAAACAUAAGCUUAAAAAUGUCCUAAAUGCAAUACUUUUAUUGAAAAAAACCAUGGAUGUAAUCAUAUGA